Entrophospora candida is the source of this 3264-nucleotide messenger RNA. The record is from the annotation of a GenBank genome assembly. Lineage: Eukaryota; Fungi; Glomeromycota; Glomeromycetes; Entrophosporales; Entrophosporaceae.
AUAGCUAAAUACAAAAUUGCUAGAGGAGGAAGCCAUAUAAAAACGCCAAAAACAUUAGCAAAUAAGAAGGCAACCAUAAAUCCAGAUAACAGUGAUACAAAAGAUAAUAAUUGCUUACUAUGGGCUAUAUGUAUAUGUAACGCUUAUAGACUCACAGAAGGUAAGCAAGAACAUUUAGAACGCUUAUCUAUUCUUAAAAAAUAUACUCAUCUAGUAAAUUUUGAAGGCAUUCUAGAUGGAAAGCCAGUCCCAGUAAGCAAGAAUGUGUUUGAAAAGCUCGAAAAAUUAAACCCUGACUAUUAUUUCAAUGUAUAUGACUGGGAUGAUAAAGAAGGAAUGCAACCAAUCAUAAUAUCGACAAAUUAUACAAGAAAAUAUGAGGUUAAUCUUCUAGUCCUCACUGAAGAAACUAUAGGUGGAAAGGAAAAAACGCAUUAUUUAUGGAUUAAAAAUCCAAGUAAGCUCAUAUUCACCAACACAAAGGAUAAUAAAAAGAAGCAUUUAUGUACACGCUGUGGGCAAUACACCUCAUCAGAAUCAACACUUAGAAGUCAUCAAAAGUAUUGUCAUGGCCAUACAGAUGCACCUCAAUUUACAGAGCUUCCAGAAAAAGGAAAGAAUGAAAAAUUACGAUUCAAAAAAUGGAAACAUAUGAUGAGAGCCCCUUGUGUUAUAUAUUCCGAUUUUGAGGCUUAUAAUAAGAAAUUUCAAGAAGGGGAAAAAUUCCGAGGUCAAAUCAAAAAGCUCACUGAAAACAUUCCCAAUAGUUACUAUAUCAUAGCUAAAUGGAGUGAUGGAGAGAUCUGGAGAGUUGAUAAACCAUACAGAGGAGAAAAUCCAACUGAAGAAUUCAUUAAAGAACUUGAAGAUAUGUAUGAGGAUAUCCGUGAAAAAUUAUCUGAAAACUUUGAUAUACGUAAACAUAAAGAUGAUCCAGAAUACCAUGAGGAAUAUGAGAACUCAAUGGCUAAAUUCGAAAAAGCAGAUAAAUGUUGGAUCUGUAAAGGAGGAUUUCAAUUUACCAACAAAGAAACACUUGCAGAAGGUAAUAGAUUGAAAGCAGAAGCACAAAAGAUUACAGAUAUUAAGAAAAGGAAAAAGGCUAUGGACAAGGCAAUGGAAAUGAUUCGAGAUGCACAGGUUCUAACAAAGGUUUGGGAUCAUGACCACUUAACAGGUAAGUUUAGAGGGGCAUCACAUUCAGGAUGCAAUCUAAAGCUAAAAAUCGACCCAGCAAGAGAUCAAAUUCCGGUAAUAUUCCAUAACUUCAGAGGAUAUGAUUCUCACUUAGUCUGUCAAUCAGCAGGAAAGGCCAGCAGUGAUCAUAUAACAGUAAUAGCUGAAAAUAUUGAAAAAUAUAAGUCAAUGACUAUAGGUAAGUUCAAGUUCAUAGAUAGCUUCCAAUUUAUGAAUACGGGACUUCGAAAAUUAGUAGAAAACUUGGGAGCAGUACCAUGUGAGGUAAAAGACUGUACAGAACAUAAAUUCCGAAUUGAUAAAGACAGAUGUAUGGGGAGACCUGAAGCUUUCAAGAAUCUCAAUAAACUUAUAGGAGACAAUGAUAAAGUAACAUUAUUAUUAAGAAAGGGAGUAUAUCCAUAUGAUUGGGUAGAUUCACCUGAAAAAUUUAACGUAAAAGAACUACCCCCAAUAGAAAGCUUCCAUAGUACUCUUGGAGGUACUAUAACACCAGAAGACUAUGAACAUGCUAAACUAGUAUGGAAAAAAUUCGGAUGUAAUACAUUUGGGGAUUAUCACGAUAUUUACCUAAAAGCAGAUGUAAUGCAACUUUGUGAUGUAUUUGAGGCAUUCCGUGAUACAGCAAUGGAAUAUUAUGAACUGGAUCCAGUAUAUUACAUAUCAACAGCCUCAUAUUCUUGGGAUGUAAUGUUAAAAUUUACCGACAUUGAACUUGAAUUGUUUACAGAUUUGCUCAUGCAUGAUGUUACAGAAAGCCAGAAGCGUGGAGGAGUAUCAAUGGUAUCAAAAAGAUAUGGAAAAGCCAACAAUCCAAAAUGUCGAGGAUAUGAUCCAUCAAAACCGAAUAAAUAUUUAAUGUAUGUAGAUGCCAACAACUUAUAUGGAUGGGCAAUGAGUCAAUACCUCCCAUAUGGUGGUUUCAAGUGGAUUAAACCAAGUGAAGCUCCCGAUCUUAUGUCUAUUCCAGAAAACUCGCCCAAAGGUUAUACAUAUGUAGUAGAUCUAAGAUAUCCUGAAGAGCUACAUGACCUACAUAAUGACUACCCACUAGCUCCAGAAAAUAUCGAAGUAAGAAGGGAUAUGCUUUCAAAACAUCAGGAAGGGUUAGUACAGGAUAAGAAUAUUGGGAAUGGAAAAUUUGUGAAAGGUAAGAAGCUAUGCCCAAAUCUUAUGGAUAAGAAAGAGUAUGCCGUACAUUACAGAACACUACAAUACUAUGUAAAAAAAGGUUUAGAAAUAACAAAGAUCCAUAUGAUCCUAGAAUUUGAUCAAUCUCCAUGGCUUGCACCGUUUAUUAACUUUAACACUGAUAUGAGAAAAAAAGCCAAAAACGAAUUCGAAAAGGACUUCUUCAAACUCAUGAAUAAUUCAGUAUAUGGUAAGACUAUGGAAAAUGUUCGGAAUUAUACUGACAUAAAGUUAAUGAAGCUCAAGGACAAUUGGCAAUCAGAACGCGCCAUAAUUAAGAAUAUAGCCAAACCCAGAUGCAAAGAUUUUCGAGUAUUUAAUGAUAAUUUAUGUGCGGUACAUCUAGGCAAGGAAAAAGUAUUACUUAGUAAGCCAAUAUAUGUAGGAUCAGCCGUAUUAGAUCUCAGCAAGCUCUGGAUGUAUCAAUAUUGGUAUGAUUAUGUUAAGGCCGAAUAUGAUGAAAAAGCAAGUCUUUUAUAUACCGAUACAGAUUCACUUGUAUAUGAGGUAGAGACUGAGGAUAUAUAUGCUGAUAUGGCUAAGAAUGCGAAUUUAUUUGACUUCAGCAACUAUCCCAAAGACCACCCACUUUAUAAUACUGAAAACAAGGCAGUAAUAGGUAAGUUUAAGGAUGAAUGUGCAGGAAAUCCAAUGCGUGAAUUUAUAGGUCUCAGAUCCAAAAUGUAUGCAUUUGAGAUCGAUAAUGGGAAAGUUACAAAAAAGGCCAAGGGAGUAUCAAAGAAUGUAGUAGCAAAUGAGUUAACAAUGGAUAGUUAUAGGGAUUGUCUAUUCAAUAAAAAGGUUACACAUACAGACAACAUAUAUGGAUUACGUGUGGAAAAUCAUAAAAUUUAUUUAACCAAGUCCAGAAAGAAG